Messenger RNA from Aquila chrysaetos chrysaetos, 6283 nucleotides. RefSeq names its product tripartite motif containing 67 (gene TRIM67). The record is from RefSeq and is a predicted model, not a curated record. Gene Ontology annotation, molecular function: zinc ion binding; protein binding. NCBI's taxonomy places the organism in Eukaryota, Metazoa, Chordata, Aves, Accipitriformes, Accipitridae.
CACCGCGCUCCCUGCCCGAGCCACCGGCCUGAGGGAGCCCUUCCCUCGCCCCGAACAGCCUCCGGGCGGCCCCUCCGGGCCCGGCCCCUCCGGCCCCGGCCCCGGCCCCGGCCCCGGCCCCGGCCCCGGCCGGAGCUGUCUAGCCCCGGCGGGUGCUGAACCGGCGGGAGCGGGGCCCUCCGCCCUCCCGGCCUCUCCCCGGCGCCCUGAGGCGAAGCCGGCGGCGGCGGGCGGCGCGGGGGGAUGGGGGGAGCCGGCGGCCACCCCGCAGCUCCCGCCUGAGCCCGCCCGCUCCCCUCACACAAAGCCCCGCGCCGCGGCCAUGGAAGAGGAGCUGAAGUGCCCGGUGUGCGGUUCGCUCUUCCGGGAGCCCAUCAUCCUGCCCUGCUCGCACAAUGUCUGCCUGCCCUGCGCCCGCACCAUCGCCGUGCAGACCCCCGAGAGCGAGCAGCACCUGCCGCCCCUGCUCCACCCGCGGGGACCCCCGCCGCCCGCCGCAGCCGCCGCCGCCGCACCGGGGCCGGGAGCCGCCGCGGGCUCCGCCGCCUGCCCGGACUCGGAGUGCGCGGCGGGCGGCGGCGGCGGCGGCGGCGGGGACCACGCCGACAAGCUGAGCCUGCACAGCGAGACCGACAGCGGCUACGGCUCCUACACCCCCAGCCUGAAGUCCCCCAACGGCGUGCGGGUGCUGCCGCUGGUGCCGGCACCCCCGGGAGCGGCGGCGGCGGCGGCUCCGAGGGGCGCCGGCCCCGCCAGCUCCUCCCUCACCUGCCCGCAGUGCCACCGGAGCGCUUCCCUGGACCAGCGCGGCCUCCGCGGCUUCCAGCGCAACCGCUUGCUGGAGGCCAUCGUGCAGCGCUACCAGCAGGGCCGCGCCGCCGCCGCCACCGCCGCCAAGUGCCAGCUCUGCGACCGCAGCCCGGCCGAGCCGGCCGCGGUGCUGUGCGAGCAGUGCGAGGUGCUGUACUGUGCCGCCUGCCAGCUCCGCUGCCACCCGGCCCGCGGGCCCUUCGCCAAGCACCGCCUGGUCCCGCCGCCCGGACAGCCGGGCGCCCCCGGCGGCGGCGAUGGCGGGAAAGGGGCGGGAGGCGGCGGCGGCCGGAAGGUACCGACGUGCGCCGAGCACGACCUGGAGAACUACAGCAUGUACUGCGUGAGCUGCCGCAGCCCCGUCUGCUACCAGUGCCUGGAGGAGGGCAAGCACGGCAAGCAUGAGGUGAAGGCCCUGGGCGCCAUGUGGAAGCAGCACAAGGCACAGCUGUCUCAGGCUUUAAAUGGUGUUUCAGAUAAAGCAAAGGAAGCUAAAGAAUUUUUGGUUCAGCUGAAAAAUUUAUUGCAGCAGAUCCAGGAGAACGGGUUGGAUUAUGAAGCCUGCCUUGUCGCUCAGUGUGAUGCCUUGGUUGAUGCGUUAACACGACAGAAGGCAAAACUGCUCACAAAGGUGACCAAAGAACGUGAGCACAAGCUGAAGGUUGUUUGGGACCAGAUAAAUCACUGUACACUGAAGCUACGCCAGUCAACAGGGCUUAUGGAGUACUGCCUAGAAGUUAUCAAAGAAAAUGAUCCCUCUGGGUUUUUACAGAUUUCGGAUGCUUUAAUCAAGCGUGUUCAGGUAUCUCAGGAACAGUGGGUCAAAGGAGCCUUGGAGCCAAAAGUGUCUGCUGAGUUUGACUUGACUCUGGAUAGCGAACCUUUACUGCAGUCGAUUCACCAGCUGGAUUUUAUUCAGAUGAAAUGUAGGGUGCCACCCGUCCCAUUACUGCAGCUGGAGAAGUGCUGCACCAGAAACAACAGUGUGACGUUGGCCUGGAGGAUGCCGCCUUUGAGCCACAACCCGGUGGAGGGUUACAUCUUGGAACUUGAUGAUGGAGACGGUGGCCAAUUCCGAGAAGUAUAUGUUGGCAAGGAGACUCUCUGCACCAUCGAUGGCCUUCAUUUCAACAGUACCUAUAAUGCAAGAGUCAAAGCUUUCAACUCAUCGGGAGUUGGUCCUUACAGCAAGACAGUUAUUUUACAGACAUCAGAUGUGGCGUGGUUCACCUUCGACCCCUCCUCAGCUCACAGAGACAUAGUGCUGUCGAAUGACAACCAGACUGCUACCUGCAACAGCUACGAUGACCGGGUUGUUCUUGGCACAGCAGCCUUCUCCAAGGGCGUGCAUUACUGGGAACUGCAUGUGGACCGGUAUGACAACCAUCCGGAUCCAGCCUUUGGUAUUGCCAGGAUUAAUGUCGUCAAGGACAUGAUGCUAGGCAAGGAUGACAAGGCAUGGGCCAUGUACGUUGACAACAACCGCAGCUGGUUCAUGCAUUGCAAUUCUCACACCAAUCGGACUGAAGGAGGAGUUUCCAAAGGUGCCACCGUUGGUGUUCUCCUGGAUCUGAACAAGCACAACCUGACCUUUUACAUAAAUGGGCAGCAGCAAGGGCCUCCAGCGUUUGAAAACGUCGAGGGUGUCUUCAUGCCUGCGUUGAGCCUCAAUCGAAACGUCCAGGUGACCUUGCACACGGGACUGGAGGUGCCACAAUGUGUAAAACAGCCCAAGUUGCCCAACAACUAAGGAAGCCCCUGCCCGACCCUGUGCUGGAUUCUGUAAGCUUUCUUGGUGUGAUUUGGCACUUUUCAGUAAGUCAGUAAAAAAGCAUUCUCUUCCCUGACUUAAAACAUGGUACAGCAUGUUGCUCACCGAAUAAUCCACUGGUUUACAGCUAGCACACUCCAUUUUUAAUUUAACAGCCAUAGGAAGCAUACCCACUGAACUGGCACUCGAUUACAGAUGGGUACCUGAACAUAUCUACACUGCAUUGCAUACAUAUGUACACAUAUGUGCACGUGCACACACACGUACAUUUAUAAAGCAAAAGGUUAAAUGAGUGUAUUUUGGCUGGAUAGCUGGAUUUGCGCUUAAAAGAUAUUAGGGAUGCUGGAAAAAAUGGGUAAGACUAAGACUGAGGGACAACGGCUGUUGGAGCAAUUUACCAGUAGGUGAACUGGAUUCCCGUGAAGUCCUUAAAUCAAGAAAGCAUAUGUUUUGACAGCUGAAGUGGAGGCUGUGUGCUUAAGAAUUCCCAGUUGUCCAUUACAUGCAGGGGCUCAAAUGACCAUUAAUUAUUCUUUCUGGCUCUAGACUGCAGUAAGCUAUGGGAUAACAUUCCCCUAGAAUUCAGUGGCAGAACUUACCUCGUUGUCUUCAACGAGAAUAAGAUUGGUUUCCAAACACUGCCAUGUAGUAGUUGCGCUCAUUUUAGCUAACACCAUGAUAUACGAAGAAUUCAGAUUCAAAAAGUAGAGAGAAAAAUAUCCUUGAUACAUUUUAGUGUUUGUUAUGUAGGUGUGAUUGUGGAGACUAUCACAUACAGAAGAUCUGAUUGUGGUUAUCAGCACAACUCUUGAAAAAUGGUGCAGGGGAGAUCCCUUUGAACUGAAUUGAUAAGAGAUUUAUUUAAAUAUGGCACAUGCAAAGUAUCCCCUGUAGAGAAAUGCUGCUUUCUAGCCUUGAUCCUGAUAUAAGCCCGGGGCCACUGUAGUUCCAAUGUAGCUUUGAGAUCAGAAGCCUUAAUUUUCUAUGAGACUAGUUUGAGCCAAUUAAUGUCUUGAUCCUAACGAAGCACUUGAGCGAGAGAGAUUUCAUAGCAUUCGUGUGAAAUUCGUCCCUAAGAAUUUUUCUGGGUUGGGACACAAAUCUUUUGCAAGGCUUACCUGUGUCUGGGCAUCUCCCAUGAAAACAAGCAGCCGUUUCAGGAGUUGCCCAUGACAACAGGAGUCUGACUGACAGGGAACUUUUCCCACAGCCAUGGCACUGUCACCGGCUUGCUGUUGUCAGAAAACACAUUGAUUUGUGCGUGUGCUGCUUUUCCUCUGAACCCAGUUAACAUAUGCAAGCGUGUGUGUGUAUAGCGGCACUGUGUCAGGACAAGAUGCAGCAGACUGCGUGAGCCCAUGACACCUCGGACUCUGUCACUCUGAUCCUACGUUAAGUGUGGUGCUAUCAAACAAGAAAAGCAGAAACUCUUAAAUCCCAUCGAUGCGCUACUUCCUUUUUUUAAAUCCUGCCGCUUAUACAAAUUUUCCUCUCCAAGCAUACGUAUACGCACACGCAUAUUGUUAUCAGACAUGUAAUUACUAAACCUGAAAACAAAUAUUCUAACCGAACUCCAGCUUACUGCCUUGCAUUACACCACAGCCACAGGACAAACAGCCCAGGCCUGCUUUUGGGCAGCUUGCCAGCCCCCAAGCAUCCUACUGCGGGUCCGCUUCUGCUCUCUGGCCGGAGCACAUCACUCAGGUCGUGCUGAGUGAUGGCAAAGCUUCCCGGCAGCAGGGCGGCCAGCAUCUUCCCGGGGAUCAUCCCACCUUGCAGCCGUUGUGGGGAACGAAACAGACCCAGGCUAUUGCACAGACAAAAGGCAGUCUGCCUGUAACCAACCAAGCGUCCUGUCGCCCACCUCUCCUGCAGAACAGCAGUGCACCUUCAGUGAUGUCAAGGCUGAAAUAGGAAAGAAAAGCAACGACGGGAAAAAAUGACAUAAGCUUUUAAGUGGGAAAGCAAUGCUACUUUCUUCAAAGUCUGGAAUGGAUUGUGUUAGUAAAGUUGUAGACAUUGGAAUAACUGUGCUAUGCUCAUCUUGGUUUCUUAAAGAAUAGCCGAGACCAACUGUGUUACAAUUUUCAGUUUCGUUUAAUACCAUAUGAACUCGUGCAGGAUUUUCUAAUUAGUGGGUCUGUUUUAACCUACCUCAGCUAGAAUGCUACCGGACCCCAAAUUUCCUCUUCAGUGUGCUCUUCUAUGAACCUAACAGUUGCAUAGCAUUGGCUUUGGGUGUUGCCAGUCAGAGCAGUGUAUGGGAAUACUGUACAUAAGUUGCACAUAGUUUUUUAUAUUGGGAAACAUCCCGUCAUAAUUUUAAUACAGAAGGCACUCCACUUUCCCUUGUAUUAAGAACAAAAGGGCAUUGUUUGUUUUGGGACUGAACCUUUGUCUUUACUCCAAACUUCUGUGAAGGGAACUCAAAUGAAUUUACAUCUUUCCAAUCUUCAACCAUUGCCAGAUGUUUAAAAUUAAUUCUGAAUGGGUUUUAGAAGUGUUUGCAGUACUCGGUUUUGGUUUUCAUAGUUGCUUUGGUAUCGGUUCCUAGUGUGUUAUACCUUGGGGAGAACACAGUGAGUGAUACAGGUUACUAAUUUCUAAUGGAAAUAUGGACAGUAGGUAGGGACAUGCUUCAGACCUGUAGAGGAGCUCGUUUGUUAUCCUCUACACAUUCUAACAUUCACAUAAGUAGGGUACAGAUUAGCUACCAUUACAGUCUCCUUUUAACCUAGCAGAAACGCAAAUAAAAUAAAAAGAAUAGUUACAAGUAGGUAACCUGCAUUAGUAAGACUAAUUUCGCCUGGGUCAAAACCUAAACAAAGUGGUUGUAUAUGUUGAUUGUGUACACAUUCAAGGACUUGGGUUUGGCACGGCCCAUAGCAAUAAACCAAUUACCCCAAUAGCAUGUAGUCUCAUGACUUCAGCUGGAUACAUUUUGGUAGUUUGAUUAACAGAAAUAAUGCUUAAGUAGUUAGAAUUACACUAGGAAAUUAAUUACUCCACAUUUGAAUAUUUAUGCAGAGCAUCCAGAUGGCAGUGGCCAUCUGAACAUAGGAAGAGCAGAAUUUUCCCUUUGCAGAAGAGCAUCGGGUGGGGAGAAGUGGGGCACUUCCACCUCUCUGCUUAGGCUGGAAGUAGUUUGCUUCUCUGCAGGUAACUCCCCCGAGGGCUGUCUCGUUAUAAACCCAGCAGUUCGCAGGUUCUUCAUCUACAGCAUCAUCUCUUAUGCCAGUUUUUGUUUCCUCCAAAGCCUUUCUUUAGGAGGGAGUCAGGCUUUAGUACUACGGUCCCUGCAGAAACUGCAUUGCUGACUGUCCGGGGAGAACGCAGGGGGCUGAAGGGUAGCACAGAUACCCAGGGGGACCACUUUGGAUGCUCUUGCUUCCUUUUGAUUUCUUGGGGUAUUUGCGUAGCUCCCUGGGACUCCAAGCUCCUCCGGCACCUGGACCCGCACGGAGCUGCCUUUCCUGGGACUCUUCUGCUCGUAGAGGCCAGGCUGCUCCUUAAAAGCGGAAGAGCAGAGCCUUUCGCACUGGGAUGAAUCCCAUCCGCUAUGGUACAGAGCCCCCACAAGAUAGCUGUACAUUUAAACUUAAUGUUUAAAAAAAAAACCCCAAACAAGCAAGCCCUCCUCUAAUAAACAUGACAAAGCUUGACUUCUGAAGAUAUACCAAUUUGGAACCUCUGCACAGCUGC